AUGGUUUCCAUCGACCAUGUGGCUCACAGGAUACUGAACUACAUCCCAUAUGUUCUUGUUUUGAUUGACUUGAGGUUUGAAGGUGUGAAAUGUGGCAGGGAUGGAGUUGUGGACAAUCACAUGGAGAUGGGAAAGAAGCUGCUGGCUGCAGGACAGUUAGCUGAUGCCUUGUCUCAUUUCCAUGCUGCUGUAGAUGGAGAUCCUAAUAAUUACCUGGCCUACUAUAGAAGAGCAACAGUCUUUCUAGCAAUGGGGAAGUCAAAGUCUGCAUUACCUGAUCUAAGCAAAGUUAUUGAACUCAAACCAGACUUUACAUCUGCACGACUACAGAGAGGAAAUCUCCUUCUGAAGCAUGGGAAGCUGGAUGAAGCAGAGAGUGACUUUAAGAAGGUGCUGAAGUCGAACCCCACUGACAAAGAAGAGAAGGAAGCCCAGAGUCAGCUCACAAAGUCGGAUGAAAUCCAGCGGCUGGUGGUGGAGGCGCACAGCAGCUACGAGAACAAGGAUUAUGUAACAGCUGCUUCACAGCUCGACACCAUCAUUGAGACUUGCAAUUGGGAUGUGAGGUCUCGUGAAAUGAGAGCAGAGUGUUUCAUUCAGAUGGGAGAGAUGUGGAAAGCCAUCAGUGACCUUAAAGCUACCUCCAAGUUACGGAACGAUAACACCCAGGCCUUUUACAAACUUAGCACCAUCUACUACAACCUCGGAGACCAUGAGAUGUCCCUCAAUGAGGUGCGUGAGUGCCUAAAGCUGGAUCCUGAUCAUAAGCAGUGUUACAGCCAUUACAAACUGGUCAAGAAGCUCAACAAACAGAUCCAGUCUGCUGAGGAACUCAUCCAAGAGCAGAGGUAUGAUGAUGCAGUGAGCAAAUAUGAGGCAGUGAUGAAGACCGAGCCCAAUGUGCACCAUUACUCUCUCCUUGCAAAGCAGCGCAUCUGCCACGCACUAGUGCAGGGCCAGCAGUCCAGCAGAGCCAUCCCAGUGUGUAGUGAAGUCCUGCAGUCCGACCCGCAGAACGUCAACGUGCUGAAGGACAGAGCUGAGGCUUAUGUCCAAGAGGAGCAGUAUGAGGAAGCUAUUAAAGACUACGAGACUGCCGGACAGCACAGUGAGAAUGAUCGUCAGAUCAAAGAAGGCCUGGAAAAAGCUCAGAGACUCCUCAAACAAUCUCAGAAGAGGGAUUAUUAUAAGAUCCUCGGGGUGAAGAGAACUGCCCAGAAAAAGGAGAUUAUCAAAGCCUACAGGAAACUGGCACAACAGUGGCACCCGGACAACUUCCAGGAUCCAGAGGAAAAGAAGGCGGCUGAGAAGAAGUUCAUAGAUAUCGCUCAGGCUAAAGAGGUUCUCACUGAUCCAGAUAUGAGAAACAAGUUCGACCGUGGAGAAGACCCCAUGGACCCAGAGAGCCAGCAGGGUCACCACCAUCCCUUCUAUGGCUUCCACGGCUCACAGGGUUUUAACCCUUUUGGCUCUGGAUCGUUCAACUUUAAAUUUGGCUUUAACUAAGGAAGCUCAUAUCCAGAACAUCUGGAGUUUUGUAUUUUCCUCCCUAUUUAAAAGGGAGAAUCCUGGCAAAAUGACUGUCCUGCCAGGUCAAGCCAAUCGUCUCAAUGUGGAGCAAAUGAUGACGUUAAUUCAGUGACCUUAAUAAACCCUCUAUGGUACUGUGUCACCACUAGGAAACCAUUUUUGGCCUUUUGCACUCACAUCAAACAGGAACCAAAUGAAAGAAGGAGCAUAGUUAAGUGAUGUUAAUGCUCCUGUUUUAAUCCCUUUACUGCUGCUUUUAACACAUGGCUCAGCUCUGCUCUCUACAUAACCAGUGAUUUCAAUUUUAUUUUAAUUGAAAAUACAAUAGUGGAAAAAAGCUUUUGGAUCCCCUUAAAAUUUUACACAAUCUCAAAUAUUAUCACGAAAUAUUUGCCUUUUUGCGUUAUAUAAGGUGUGGCUGCAUCAGACACAAACAUGCAAAUUUUUUUUUACAUUUUU
This is a messenger RNA of Sphaeramia orbicularis (orbiculate cardinalfish), 1989 nucleotides long. It is a transcript of the gene dnajc3a, whose product is annotated as DnaJ (Hsp40) homolog, subfamily C, member 3a. Gene Ontology annotation, cellular component: endoplasmic reticulum. The transcript has 12 exons. Gene Ontology annotation, molecular function: misfolded protein binding; protein-folding chaperone binding. The record is from RefSeq and is a predicted model, not a curated record. Gene Ontology annotation, biological process: protein folding in endoplasmic reticulum. Bases 1 to 1506 code for a protein of 501 amino acids. Lineage: Eukaryota; Metazoa; Chordata; Actinopteri; Kurtiformes; Apogonidae.